AUGUUAAUAAUUACCCACGAACGUCCCACGCCUGCCUACCCACGCUCUCUCCCACACACACGCCUUCCUACCCACGCUCUCCCCACACACACGCCUUCCUACCCACGCUCCACACACACGCCUUCCCACCCAAGCUCUACCCACACACGCCGACUGCCCACGCCUACGCCACCCACGCCUUACACCCACGCCUACUCCCACGCCUACUGCCCACGCCUACGCCCACGCCUCACUCCACGCCUACUACCCACGCCUACUGCCCACGCCUACUACCCACGCCUACUACCCACGCCUAUCGCCCACGCCUACCGCCCACGCCUACUCCACGCCUUCCCACCCACGCCCACUGCCCACGCCUACUGCCCACGCCUACCGCCCACGCCUACUACCCACGCCUCCUACUCCCACGCCUACUGCCCACGCCUACCGCCCCACGCCUACCACCCACGCCUCCUGCCCACGCUCACGCCCACACGCCCACGCCUUCCUCCCACGCCUACUGCUCCACGCCUACUGCUCCACGCCUACUGCCCACGCCUAUCACCCACGCCUUCCUACUCCACGCCUACUGCCCACGCCUACUGCUCCACGCCUUCUACUCCACGCCUACUGCCCACGCCUACUGCCCACGCCUUCCCUACCCACGCCUACUGCCCACGCCUACUACGCCCACGCCUUCAUUUAUCCUUUCGUUUUUAA
Messenger RNA from Homarus americanus (American lobster), 699 nucleotides. Its product is annotated as extensin-like. The coding region runs from base 1 to 699 and encodes 232 amino acids. The transcript has a single exon. The record is from RefSeq and is a predicted model, not a curated record. NCBI's taxonomy places the organism in Eukaryota, Metazoa, Arthropoda, Malacostraca, Decapoda, Nephropidae.